Molecule: messenger RNA, 264 nt
Organism: Penicillium canescens
Lineage: Eukaryota; Fungi; Ascomycota; Eurotiomycetes; Eurotiales; Aspergillaceae
Exons: 1
Coding region: 1-264 (87 amino acids)
Source: RefSeq, a predicted model, not a curated record
AUGAUCUCCACAGCUAAGACUCCGCACUUGCACAAGGUGGGCAAUACGUGGGAGCUUUUGGUGGAUGGCAAGCCUUAUCUCAUCCUUGGAGCCGAGCUCCACAACUCGUCAAUGAGUUCGGCUCAUUACAUGGACACCGUUUGGCAGAAUCUGACCGACAUGGGCAUCAAUACCGUGCUAGGUUCAGUCACUUGGGAAGACAUUGAACCCGAGGAAGGGCGUUUAGCUUUCACGAGCUGGAUGCGGUUAUCGCAGGGGCAGUGA